This is a messenger RNA of Closterium sp. NIES-65, 4467 nucleotides long. NCBI's taxonomy places the organism in Eukaryota, Viridiplantae, Streptophyta, Zygnematophyceae, Desmidiales, Closteriaceae. The record is from the annotation of a GenBank genome assembly.
AUGUUGGGCUCCGCCCACCCCGCCCAUCGAGCCGUCGCCCUGCGCCGCCCAGCCACCUCCGCCGUCCUCUCCGCUGUUCUCGCCCGGACCACCCUCCCACCGCCAUCGGCCCCUGUCGCGCGCUCCCCCUCUGCUCACCACGCGCCCCCACCAUGCGCGUCUCCGUCCCAGUUUGCCCACCGUGCACCUCCGCUUGGCCGGAGUGAUCGGGGGGGGGCAGGUUUGGACGUAUGCCGGGGGUUGCCCCGCCCGCGCUUGCCGCUCCGCAGCGUCAUCCGCGAAGGAUGGUUGCUCCCCGCGGCUUGGCGCGUAGGCAGCGAGAGCCGGUGGCGGGGCUUGGUGAUGGGCGCACGGGUGGCAGAGUCGCCAGGCGCUGGUGCGCGCGCAGCAGUGAUAGGGGUCAGCAGUGGCGAGGGGGAGGAGAGGUGGCGCGGUGAAGGGGUGGAAGUGGGUGGGGCGGAGAGGGAGGUGGGGGGCGAAGGUGGAGCGAGUGAGCAAGUGGUGUUCGAUCCCCCAGCGCUGCCAGCAGCGUUUGAGGGGGUGCAGCAGUGGGUGGUGUUCUCCGACCUCCACGUGUCGCGCCGCAAUGCAGAGCUGUGCGCCGCGCUGCUCACACACGUGCACCAGCUCGCCAAAGACAGGGCGGCAGGCGUGGUGUGUCUGGGGGACUUCUGGCAUGUGAGGGGGUCGCUGCCAGUGGAGGCACUCAACGCUGUCAUGCACGCCAUGGGACCCGCCGUGUGGACUCAACCCACCCUCAUGAUCCCCGGCAACCACGACCAGGUGUCAGUGGACGGCACGCAGCACGCGCUGGCAGUGCUGGAGCGCAUCAACCCGCACAUUGUGGUGCUCUCACGCCCCACCGUGCUGCUCGCCGCCCUCUGGCUGCCCUUCCGCCACCACGCCCCCCUCCUCUCCGCCGCCAUGCACCAAGCGCUGCACGCCCCCCCGCCCUCCACGCCCCCCAUCCGCGCCGUCUUCAUGCACGCCGACGUGGAGGGCGCGCGGCGCAGCAGCACGGAGGGCGCCAUAACACUUCCAGGGGAGGGGUUGGAUCCGCUGCUGCUGCCACCGGGCGUGCCUGUGUACUCGGGCCACCUGCACCUGCCGCACACCGUGGCCAAGGGCGGUCACAGCGUGGUGUACGUGGGGUCGUGCAUGCAGCACAGCUUUGGCGAGGCGGGGCAGAGCAAGCGCGCCGUGGUACUGCGGGGCGGCACGUGGGAGCACGUGGAGGACAUCCCUCUGCACGUGGGGCCGCGCCACUUCAUCAUCCCCACCACUGCUUUAGCCUCGCAGCCGGGUGAAGGUGAAGGAGAGUCGGGGUGGCAGGCGGGCGAGGGGUGGCAGCAGGUGGUGGCGCAGCUGCGGGCGGGCGACCUGGUGCGGUGGGAGGAGCCUGGAGGGGCGGCCGCCAAGGACACCAGAGACGCGCUGGCGUCUCUGCGUGCCACAGGCGCGUUGGUGCAGACAGUGGCAUCUCAGGCGCUCUCCCGCCCGCCCCGCAUCCUUCAGGCCGACACUCUGGAGCCCUCACGGGUGUUUGCCAGCUACGCCACUGCCGCCCACCUGCCGCCACCCGUCCUGUCUGCCGCCCAAGACCUGCUCAAGGACUUGGAAGUGCCACCCAGACUCAUGCACAGCACCAGCGCGCACGUGUGCCUGGAUGCGGUGCAUCUGAGUGGCUUCGGCCCCUUCCUCGCGCCCACCACCUACCCCCUCGCUGCACGCGGCAUCGUGCUGCUGUGUGGGCGCAACGAGGUGGCGGGGGGGGCGGCGGGCGACAGCAACGGGGCGGGCAAGACGUCGCUGGCCAUGGCGGCGCUGUGGGCGCUCACGGGCAGCAUGGACGCGCGGCCUGAGUCCCGCCAAGGGCUGCGCAUGGCCGAUGUCGUGCACCGCAGUGGCCAGGGGGAGGGGGAGGGCGAAGGGGAGGGGGGUGAGGGGAAGGGGCGCGGGAGGAGGAGGAAGGGGGAGGGCAGUGGAGCUGGAGUGGCGCGGGUGCGGGUGGAGGGGAGGGUGAAUGGCAAGGCGUUUGUGGUGGAGAGGGAGGCGUCCAGGUGGGUGGAGAGGGAGGCGUGCAGGUGGGUGGGGAGGGAGGCGUCCAGGUGGGUGGGGGAGGACGUGGUGCGGUGGUGCUUGGACAAGAGAGAAAAGCGACAAGAGUGUGGAGAGGAGCGGCAAGGCCUGGACUGCAUUCGCCUCACUGCAUCGUCCUCCACACUUAGCCCACUCUCCCUCUCACAACCUCUCCCCUUCUUCCCGUUUUUCCUCACAGAACCUCUUCCUUUGUGCCCACUUUCCCUUGCUAAACCUCUCCCCUUCUCUCCUCUCCCCUGCCUCCCUCCCCCUGUGCGCCCCUCGUGCCGGUGCAGCCGGCGGUCGGCGUUGAGGUUGGAGGUGGAGGGGCGGGACCAGACAUGCCAGGAGAUCAGACUCACGCAGGAGAGGAUCGACGCCCUCAUGGACACGUCUCUCCUGUCCCGCACCGUCUUCUUCGGACAGCACUCCACCGCAGCGCUGCUUGAAGCCAACGACGCUGACUUCAAGGCAUGCCCGCCCGCUCCCCCUCCCUCUCCCUUGCCACUCUUCAUCUUCCUUGCCUCUCCUCAUGCGGAGCUGAGUGGGGUGGUGGGCAUGGACGUGUGGGGGGCGGCCAGGGCGCGCAGCAAGGACGCGGUGAGGGCGCUGCAGGCACGCGUGGGGGAGAUGAGGGGCGGCCUGGCGGCGCGCAGGGAGGCCGUCAAGAAGCUGGAGCGCAUGGUGGGUGUGGAUGGGGCGGGGAGAGGGGGGGGGAGGGUGGAAGACGCAGAGGGUGCCUUCAACACCUGGGAAGCGCACAGUGCGAACCAGCGCCAGCGACAACACCCGCUCACCUCCCUCACCCCCUCACUGCCCUCACCUGCCUUCCCCACCCACACGCCCGCCACCAGGGCGGCACGGCAGCAGCGGGUGGGUGUGCAGCAGGUGGGGGCGGAGCAGCAGCUGGCAUCGGCCUGUCAGCGCUUGGCGUCCCUUCUGUCAGCACUGACUGCAGGGCUGAGAGAGCAGCAGCAGCGGCUGGGGGAGUUUGAGGCGCAUGUGGGGGGGGCGGUGGGGGGAGGGGAGGUGCUGGUGUGUGACAGGUGUCAGCAGCCCAUUGAUCCGCUGCAUGCGGAGGAGUGCAGCAGGCAGCUCAGGGCGGAGGUGGAGGAGACGCAGCGACAGCUGGCAGGCAAGCAGCAGGCACGGGAGGUGUUGCAAGAAGAGCUGGUGGGCGUGAGGGGAUGGCUGGAGGCACGGCAGAGGGAGAGGCGCAAGAGCGAGGAGAGGGACGCGCAGGCGAGGAGGCAGCAGCAGCAGGCGGCUAUGGCACAGCAGGAGGAGCUGAAGGCAGUGCAGCGCUACACAGCAGCGGCCUCGCAGGCCCUCGACUCGCUGCUGCUCUUCCUGCACUGCCACUCCGCCCGCCUGCCCGCCACACCACCACUGCCCCCCGCCUCUACCCCCACCACGGGCCCAGGCGUGGAUGGUGAGUGCGGGGGGGCGUGGCGGCAGGAGGUGGUGGCGGCGGUGAUCCGCGAGGCGGCCACAGUGGUGGCGGAUGCACAGGCGGCGGAGGCGGAGGUGGAGAGGUGGCGGCGGGAGGCGGAGUGCGGGCAGGCAGAGGGCAACCCGCAUGACGGGGAGCGGCGGCGGCUGGUGGAGAUGCUGGGGGAGGCACGGGGGGAGGUGGAGGCGGUGGAGGGGGAGGUGGAUGCGGGGGAGGCGCAGCUGGGCGUGAUGAAGCAAGUGGACGCCGCCUUUGGCCUCGCUGGCGUGCAGAGCUUUGUGUUGGAGGGCGCCCUGUGGGAGCUGGACGCCCAUGUGGCCCGCUACCUCGCUGCACUCUCAGGGGGCGCGCUGCUCCUGCAUCUCUCGCCCACCCGCGCCGCCGCCACUGCCACCAAGGCCGCCCGGGGGAAGAAGACAAAGAAGGCCAGUGGGGCGGGGAAGAGCGGGGUGGCGGAUAGCAGCACAGACUCGGAAGCGUCGAGCGACAGUGGGGGAAGUGAAAGGGGAGAGGGGGACGAGGAGGGGGCAGCAGAGGAGGCGGGAAAUGGCAGCGGGGGGGAGGGGCAGGUGUUGGAGAGGAUAGACAAGAGUGUGCGCGUGCGCCUGGCCUCAGGGGAGCUCGUCCCGCGGGCGCUGCGCCAGCUCAGCGGGGGGGAGCGGCGCCGUGUGGCGCUGGCCCUGGCGCUGGCGUUUGCUGAGCUGGCGGCGGAGCGCAGCGGCGUGCGCUACGACCUGCUGGUGCUGGACGAGGUCUUCCAGCAUCUGGACGACGAGGGCGUGGCGGCGGUGGCAGCGGUGCGGCGGUCGCUACCGCAGCGCACGGUGGUGGUGGUGUCGCAGGCCAACAGCCGGGAGGCACUCGCAGAGUUUGGCGUGGUGGACUGGGUGGUGAAGCGCAACGACGUGGCCACUGUGGAGCUCGCUCACAUGUAG